AGCAUCCUCUCAUUUUUUUUUUCAUUCCACUCUAAAUUUCACAGAAGAGUGGGUUUCUCUUUUUUCACCCCCAUUUCUGAAAUUCUCAUUUUUCUUUCUUUCUUUCUCACAUUCUACUCUACAACCAACAUUCUUCCUCUAUCCUCCCAAUCAGUUACAGAAGAAUCACUCCCACUUAUGAGCUUCCAACGGAGGGAUAAUAGGGUUCCUCGUCGUCGUCAGCAAUGGACUCCUAGACCAUCCUCAACUACCAACCAGUUAUUACCUCAACUUCUGCAAGAGAUUCAGGACAAGCUUACCAAAGGCACCGUCGAAUGCAUGAUUUGCUACGACAUUGUGCGCAGAUCUUCCCCUAUCUGGUCAUGCUCUAGUUGCUACUCCAUCUUUCACCUCAACUGUACAACCAAGUGGGCUCGUGCACCAACUUCAUCAUCCCAAACUAGCAUUGAUUGGCGCUGCCCCGGCUGUCAAUCUGUGCAACUCACCUCAUCCAAUUCCAUCAGGUACUUUUGCUUUUGUGGGAAGACACCUGACCCUGCAUCUGACUUUUAUCUCACGCCACAUUCAUGUGGAGAACCUUGUGGGAAGCCUCUUCAAAAGACGGGGGAUCUUUGCCCUCAUGUUUGUGUCUUGCAAUGUCAUCCUGGUCCGUGUCCUCCUUGCAAAGCAUUUGCCCCUCCUCGUUUGUGCCCUUGUGGCAAGAUUACUAUUACCACUCGUUGUUCCGACGACCAAUCCCUUAUUACAUGUGGACAACAAUGUCAAAAGCUUCUUCAAUGUGGGCGUCAUCGCUGUCACCAAAUUUGUCAUCUCGGUCCUUGUGACCUGUGUCGUGUUCCAAUCGACGCCUCUUGCUUUUGCAAGAAAAGUUUGGAGGUUAUUCUUUGUGGGGACAUGGCUGUCAAGGGUGAAUACAAAGCAGAAGCUGGAGUUUAUUCCUGUGGUUCCACCUGUGGAAACAAACUUGCAUGUGGUAAUCACAUGUGUAUUGAGACCUGUCAUCCGGGAAGUUGUGUUGAGUGUCCAUUGUUGCCAACCAAUGUUAAGACAUGCUUCUGCGGGAAAACUAGGUUGGGUGAGGAACGGCUGAGUUGUUUAGACCCAAUUCCUACAUGUUCACAAGUAUGUGGCAAGACCCUUCCUUGCGGUAUGCAUCAUUGUACACUGACAUGCCAUGACGGGGAUUGUUCUCCUUGUUCAGUUUUAGUCUCCCAGAAGUGUCGGUGUGGCUCAACUUCCAAAACGGUGGAGUGCUGUAAGAAAACAAUGGCGAAUGAGAAAUUUACUUGUGAAAAGCCUUGUGGGAAGAAAAGGAAUUGUGGAAGGCAUCGUUGUAGUGAACGGUGUUGUCCGCUCUCUAAUCCAAAUAAUAUUCUAAAUGCAACGGAUUCGGAUCCACAUCUAUGUUCCAUUCCAUGUGGAAAGAAGCUACGUUGUGGGAAGCAUGCGUGUGAUUCCAAUUGUCACAGUGGUCAUUGCCCACCUUGUCUUGAAACUAUAUUCACUGAUUUGACAUGUGCUUGUGGCAAGACUUCAAUCCCUCCUCCACUGCCAUGUGGUACACCGUCGCCUUCAUGUCAACUUCCAUGUUCAGUUCCUCAACCUUGUGGCCAUCCAGCAUCCCAUAGUUGUCAUCAUGGAGAUUGCCCUCCCUGUGUGGCUCCUGUAGCAAGAGAAUGUGUUGGUGGGCAUGUAGUUCUUAGGAACAUACCAUGUAGCUCAAGGGAUAUAAGAUGUAAUAAGCUCUGUGGAAAGACUAAACAAUGUGGUUUACAUGCCUGUAGCAGAAUAUGUCACUCCUCACCUUGUGAUAAUCAGCAUGUUGUGCAAGGUAUUCGAACUUCAUGCGGGCAAUCAUGUGGCGCUCCGAGGAGAGACUGCCGACAUACAUGUACAGCUCCUUGUCACCCUUCAUCUCCAUGUCCAGAUAGAAGAUGUGGAUUCGCUGUCGCAAUCACCUGUACAUGUGGUCGUUUAACAACAAAUGUCCCAUGUGAUGCUGGUGGUAGUGAUGUUGAUUCUAUGCAUGAAGCUUCCAUUAUUCAAAAGUUGCUUGUGCCACUUCAACCGUUGGAUCCAAAUGGCAAAAAAGUUCCUCUUGGACAGCGAAAACUGAUGUGUAAUGAUGAGUGCGCUAAGUUGGAGCGUAAAAGGGUUCUUGCAAAUGCUUUUGAGAUUAGCACUCCAAAUCUAGAUUCCUUCCAAUUUGGUGAGAAUUCUGUUGCUCAUUCUGAAUUACUUGCUGAUUUAUUGAGGCGUGAUAGUAAAUGGGUUUUGUCCGUCGAGGAGAGAUGCAAGUAUUUAGUACUUGGCAAGGGUAAAGGAACUACACAUGGUCUAAAAUCCCAUGUUUUCUGUCCCAUGCUAAAGGAUAAGAGAGAUGCAGUGAGGAUGAUUGCUGAUAGAUGGAAGCUUGCAAUAAAUGAAGCUGGUCGGGAGCCAAAGAAAUUUAUAGUUGUUCAUGUUGUCCAAAAAUCAAGAGCUCCAUCACGCGUGCUAGGGAUUAAGGGUACUACAACCAUACCUUCUCUCCUUCCUCCUGCAUUUAACUCUUUAGUAGACAUGGACCCUCGAUUGGUCGUCUCUUUUCCAGACUUACCAAGAGAUACAAAUAUUUGUGCAUUGGUGUUGAGAUUUGGUGGUGAGUGUGAACUUGUUUGGUUAAAUGAUAAAAAUGCAUUGGCUGUUUUUAACGAUCCUGCCCGAUCUGCAACUGCAAUGAGAAGGUUGGAUCAUGGAAGUGUAUAUCAAGGAGCUAUUGUGGCUGUUCCAAACACAGGGACAUCUGUAGCAUCUUCAGUUACAACUGACCGAGGAGGAGCUGAGACAGUGAAAGGCGGUGCGCUGACAACAUUGACGGGUUAUAUGUGGAAACAGGCUGUUAUUAUAGAACCAGCUUGUAGAGAAGAUUCUUGGGAUGAUCAAGAGGGGACUACUGAUUGUGCAAAUAUUCAAUCAUCUAUUUGGAAGAAAGAAGCACCAAUUUCUACUUCAUCAAAUCCUUGGACUGUCUUAAAUCAAGAAUGGUCUUCAAGUUCAUCUGCUAAUGCUUCUAUUAAAGCUGACACUAAUAUGAAACAAACUGAAAGUAAUUCUGUGGCAAAGUCAGAAUCUGGUGAUGGUGGUUCAAAUCUAGAACACCAGCAUGGAAGAGCCUUUGACACUUUGGAAGCUUAUGAUGUAGUAGAUGAUUGGGAGACUACUUGUGAAUGAGGAUGAAUGCACAAGUAGUCAUUUAUUUUGUCUUCACUCUUACAUUUUUUGUUUAUUAAAAAAAAUAUUUCUCCAUUGUAAUAUUGAAAAUUCAUAAGUUUAUAUUGACCAAGCACAUUCAAGCUAAUGUAAUUAUGAGUUUUAUUUGCUAAAA
Medicago truncatula (barrel medic) is the source of this 3367-nucleotide messenger RNA. RefSeq names its product NF-X1-type zinc finger protein NFXL1. NCBI's taxonomy places the organism in Eukaryota, Viridiplantae, Streptophyta, Magnoliopsida, Fabales, Fabaceae. Bases 178 to 3213 code for a protein of 1011 amino acids. The transcript is spliced from 2 exons. Gene Ontology annotation, biological process: regulation of DNA-templated transcription. Gene Ontology annotation, molecular function: DNA-binding transcription factor activity, RNA polymerase II-specific; RNA polymerase II transcription regulatory region sequence-specific DNA binding; zinc ion binding. Gene Ontology annotation, cellular component: nucleus. The record is from RefSeq and is a predicted model, not a curated record.